This is a messenger RNA of Alosa alosa (allis shad), 1548 nucleotides long. Its product is annotated as mitochondrial uncoupling protein 2-like. The coding region runs from base 373 to 1311 and encodes 312 amino acids. Gene Ontology annotation, biological process: adaptive thermogenesis; response to cold; mitochondrial transport. NCBI's taxonomy places the organism in Eukaryota, Metazoa, Chordata, Actinopteri, Clupeiformes, Clupeidae. The record is from RefSeq and is a predicted model, not a curated record. Gene Ontology annotation, cellular component: mitochondrial membrane. The transcript is spliced from 8 exons. Gene Ontology annotation, molecular function: oxidative phosphorylation uncoupler activity.
GACGCUUCCUCACUUUUGUCUGCGUUCGACCGUGUGGCAUCAGCUGAGAGUUGUUUUAGUUUCUUUAAGAGAGGCAAAAUAAACUUGCUUGUGAAGUAUAGUUUUCCCCUGACCGUUUCUUUACACCUUUCACGACUCCUGGAGUAUGCUUUUGUAUUGUCUUGUUUUGGAACGAUUUUCUAUGGAAGAUCAAGGCAACGUGAUUAUAGUUGAAAGUAAUUUCAACCAGCGGGAUACGUUCAGAGAAUCCUGAUUUUUGGCUUUUCCAUCUUGGGUAACUGGAGUGGAGACUUGAGUUCACCCAUCUUGUGUUCACAUCAUCCACACAUCCAAGCAUCGCAUUUAAAGCCCCUAUUGGCCUGACGCAGAAAAAUGGUUGGUUUUCGCCCUGCUGAGGUGCCUCCUACUGCUGCGGUGAAGUUUGUUGGCGCUGGAACAGCAGCUUGCAUAGCUGACCUGUUCACUUUCCCACUGGACACGGCCAAAGUUCGGCUCCAGAUCCAAGGAGAAGCCCAAGGCCACAGCCAUGCUGGGCAGGCCAAGGGGCUGCAGUACCGAGGCGUGUUUGGCACCAUCACCACCAUGGUGCGCACCGAGGGGGCCCGGAGCUUGUACAGCGGGCUGGUGGCUGGCCUCCAGAGACAGAUGAGCUUUGCCUCAGUCCGCAUUGGCCUCUACGACUCGGUCAAGCAGUUUUACACCAAGGGCUCAGAGCACGUUGGAAUAGGUAGCCGCCUUCUGGCAGGCUGCACAACUGGUGCCAUGGCCGUGGCUGUGGCGCAGCCGACUGAUGUGGUCAAGGUGCGCUUUCAGGCGCAGGUCAGCUGUAGAGGCACUGCCAAGCGAUACCACGGUACCAUAGACGCUUACAGGACCAUCGCCAGAGAGGAGGGCAUCCGAGGGCUGUGGAGAGGGAUGGGCCCAAACAUCACCCGCAACGCCAUAGUGAACUGCACCGAGCUGGUCACUUACGACCUCAUUAAGGAUGCCCUUCUCAGAUCAACCCCCAUGACUGAUGAUCUACCGUGCCACUUUACAUCGGCCUUCGGUGCAGGCUUUUGCACUACGGUGAUCGCCUCGCCAGUCGAUGUUGUGAAGACAAGAUAUAUGAACUCCUCUCACGGCCAGUACAGCGGUGCUGUGAACUGUGCUCUCUCCAUGCUGCUCAAAGAGGGGCCCAUGGCUUUCUACAAAGGGUUCAUGCCCUCUUUCCUGAGGCUGGGCUCGUGGAACGUGGUGAUGUUCGUGACAUACGAGCAGCUGAAGCGUGCCAUGAUGAUGGCCCGCAACAACCGGGCCUCUCCACUCUAGAUGGGAUUCUGUGCGCAUGUGCCUGAAGCUCCUCAUGCGUCACUCUUGCUUAUCUACCUCUCUUUGAUAUUAGUCUAGUUCCAAAAGCCCCCAACCCUUGUUUACAUCUAUGCUUGCAGUCAGUUUUUAAAGCUAGUUUCACUCAAGGUACCCCUGAAGAUGGAAAGCUGGUCCUUUUGUCCUCUUGUCUUACAAAGCUUAAAUGUUUUUAAUUCAAAUAAAAUACUGUUUUAUGUA